This is a messenger RNA of Rotaria sp. Silwood2, 2325 nucleotides long. The record is from the annotation of a GenBank genome assembly. NCBI's taxonomy places the organism in Eukaryota, Metazoa, Rotifera, Eurotatoria, Philodinida, Philodinidae.
AUGGAUGAAAAUGAAACAAUAAAUCGAAGUAAUUCAAAUUUAAAACAAACUGUUUCGGGUUUACAAACAUCAAUAAUAGCCAGUGAUCAACGUACAGGACGUGGACCAGGUUUAGCAACAAAUACAAUAGAAAAAUCAAAUGAAACAACAACUUCGAAUGUUGCUACAAAUAGUUCCGGUCCAAAUGCUAUGCUUAUGGUUGGACCUAAUUUUCGUGUAGGAAAACGUAUAGGAGCUGGAAAUUUUGGAGAAAUUCGUUUAGGAAAAAAUUUGUAUAAUAAUGAACAUGUAGCUAUUAAAUUAGAACCUAUGAAAUCUCGUGCACCACAACUUCAUCUUGAAUAUCGAUUUUAUCGACAACUUGGAAAUUGUGAGGGAAUUCCACAAGUACAUUAUUUUGGACCAUGUGGAAAAUAUAAUGCAUUAGUUAUUGAAUUACUUGGACCAUCACUAGAAGAUUUAUUUGAUAAUUGCGAUCGAAAAUUUUCACUUAAAACCGUCCUUAUGAUUGCUAUUCAAUUAAUUACACGUAUGGAAUAUGUUCAUUCGAAAAAUUUAAUUUAUCGAGAUGUUAAACCUGAAAAUUUUCUUAUUGGACGUUCGUCUACACGUAAACAACAUUUGAUACAUAUUAUUGAUUUUGGAUUAGCUAAAGAAUAUAUUGAUCCUGAUACUGGUCGACAUAUACCAUUUCGUGAACAUAAAAGUUUAACGGAGCAAAGUCGUCGAGAUGAUUUAGAAGCAUUGGGGCAUAUGUUUAUGUAUUUUUUACGUGGUAGUUUACCGUGGCAAGGAUUAAAAGCUGAAACAUUAAAAGAACGUUAUCAAAAAAUAGGUGAUACUAAACGUGCAACUCAUAUUGAUGUAUUAUGUCAGAGUCAACCUGAAGAAUUUGCUAAAUAUUUAAAAUAUGUACGAAAUUUAGAUUUUUUUGAAACUCCUAAUUAUGAAUAUUUGAGAAAAUUAUUCAAAGAUUUAAUGGAUGCUAGAAAUUAUGUUUGUGAUUAUAAUUUUGAUUGGGUAGAAAAAAUGCAAAAAUUAACAAAUAAAACUUCAACUAGUAAUGCUCAAUAUCCAACAUCAACUCAACCAGAAACAUCUUCUAGUCCAGCUGUACGCCAAAUAAAUAAAUUGAUAAGUUCACCUGAUGAAGAUACUACUGAUCGUGCUGAUCGAGAACAUGCACAUAUUAUUACAUCAUCAUCUCCGGCUAAUGUUGAUGUUAUUAGUGAUACAAAAUGUUGUUGUUUUUUUAAUCGUCGUACAAGACAACAGUUCAAGACAUCAAAUACGGCAUUGUUGUUAAUUCGAAUAAUUUAUUUGAUUAUGGAUGAAAAAGAAGUACCUAGUCUGGCUGAAAUUCAUAUAGCUGCAAGUCAUCUACGUUCUAUAUCACUACCGAUUACACCUAUUCUAACCAGUACAUUAUUAAAUACAUUAACAGGAAGAAAUGUUUAUUUAAAAUGUGAAAAUUUUCAACGUACAGGUUCAUUUAAAAGUCGUGGUGCUCUUAAUGCUGUACUUAAUGCAAUGAAAAUUGAUCCGAAUGUAAAAGGUUUUGUUACACAUUCAUCCGGUAAUCAUGGACAAGCAUUGUCUUACGCUGCAUCAAUUGUUAAACGACCAUGUGUUGUUGUUGUUCCUCAGGAUACACCAAAAAAUAAAACAGAUGCUAUUGAACAUUAUGGUGCAGAAUUAGUUAUUUGUGAACCGACACCAGCUAGUCGAAUAUCGACUUGUUUACGAAUUAGUCAAGAACGAGACUAUUUAAUUAUACCACCAUAUGAUCAUCCAGAUGUUAUUGCUGGUCAAGGAACAAUUGCCGUUGAACUUCUUGAACAAGUACCUAAUCUUGAUGCAAUAUUAGUACCAGUCAGUGGUGGUGGUCUUAUAAGUGGUAUUGCUUUAUAUACUAAACGUAUUAAUCCACAUAUUCGAAUAUAUGCUUGUGUACCUGAAGGAAAAAUGCUUGCAGAAUGUUUGAAAGAAGAAAAACGUUUAUGGCCUGAACCUCCUCAAUUUCUUAAAACUAAAUGUGAAGCAUGUCGUUUACAACAAUGUGGUACACUUACAUUUCCAAUAAUGUGUUCAUUAGUUGAAAAACAAGUGUUUACUAUAUCCGAUAAAAUAAUGAUUGAUGCAACACGAUUUGCAUUUGAACGACUUAAAUUAGUCAUUGAACUUGCUGCUGGCUUAUCACUUGGUGCUAUAAUAUCUUAUUUUGAUCAAUUAGAUCCAAAUAUUCGUAAUGUAGGUAUUAUUUUAUGUGGUGGAAAUAUUGAUUUAAGUGUACCAUUGCCUUGGCAACAGGAAAAUUCGCAAUAA